This is a messenger RNA of Xyrauchen texanus (razorback sucker), 2368 nucleotides long. RefSeq names its product signal recognition particle 54 kDa protein. Bases 223 to 1737 code for a protein of 504 amino acids. Lineage: Eukaryota; Metazoa; Chordata; Actinopteri; Cypriniformes; Catostomidae. Gene Ontology annotation, biological process: SRP-dependent cotranslational protein targeting to membrane, translocation; SRP-dependent cotranslational protein targeting to membrane. The record is from RefSeq and is a predicted model, not a curated record. The transcript is spliced from 17 exons. Gene Ontology annotation, molecular function: endoplasmic reticulum signal sequence receptor activity; GTP binding; 7S RNA binding. Gene Ontology annotation, cellular component: cytosol; signal recognition particle, endoplasmic reticulum targeting.
CGGGAAGUUGGUGGUUAGAUGACGUUUGUAGUCGCUUUCCCACUCAGCAAAACAGCUGCUGCGAGUUAAAGAAGUGUUUCAAAUUCAUUGGGCUGAUUUCACUGAAGCCUUGUGGUUCAAAGCAAGCGGUAACUGGAAGAGGGUUUUUUGGGGGAAACCCCACAACAUUGGAUAAGCCUGAUUCAUCGAGCCUAACAAGUUGACUGCUCUUUAAUCGCAAAAAUGGUUUUAGCUGAUCUGGGGAGGAAAAUAACCUCUGCUUUGAGGUCUCUCAGCAAUGCCACUAUCAUCAACGAGGAGGUUUUAAAUGCUAUGCUUAAAGAGGUCUGUGCUGCCCUGCUGGAAGCUGAUGUAAAUAUCAAGUUGGUAAAGCAGCUUAGGGAGAAUGUCAAGGCAGCAAUUGACCUGGAGGAGAUGGCCUCAGGGCUUAACAAGAGAAGAAUGAUCCAGCAUUCAGUUUUCAAAGAGCUUGUUAAGCUGGUGGAUCCUGGAGUGAAAGCCUGGACUCCCACAAAGGGCAAGAACAAUGUUAUCAUGUUUGUUGGACUUCAGGGCAGUGGGAAAACCACAACAUGUUCUAAGUUGGCAUUCUACUACCAGAGAAAAGGAUGGAAAACAUGUUUGAUUUGUGCAGACACAUUCAGAGCAGGUGCCUUUGACCAACUCAAGCAAAAUGCAACAAAAGCCAGAAUACCCUUUUAUGGGAGUUACACAGAAAUGGAUCCAGUGAUCAUCGCUGCAGAGGGUGUGGAAAAAUUCAAGUCAGAUAACUUUGAAAUAAUCAUAGUUGACACUAGUGGUAGACACAAACAGGAAGACUCACUCUUUGAAGAAAUGCUUCAGGUGUCAAAUGCUGUGCAACCAGACAACAUAGUGUAUGUGAUGGAUGCUUCCAUCGGUCAGGCUUGUGAGGCUCAGGCAAAGGCCUUUAAGGACAAGGUAGAUGUGGCUUCUGUGAUUGUCACCAAACUGGACGGCCAUGCCAAGGGCGGUGGAGCACUCAGCGCUGUGGCUGCAACAAAGAGUCCCAUCAUUUUUAUCGGUACUGGUGAACACAUUGAUGACUUUGAACCUUUCAAGACUCAGCCCUUCAUAAGCAAACUGCUUGGCAUGGGCGACAUUGAGGGAUUGAUUGACAAAGUGAACGAAUUAAAACUUGAUGAUAAUGAGGAGCUAAUUGACAAGCUCAAACAUGGUCAGUUCACACUCAGAGAUAUGUAUGAACAGUUUCAAAACAUCAUGAAGAUGGGACCUUUUGGUCAGAUCAUGGGCAUGAUCCCAGGCUUUGGAACAGAUUUCAUGAGCAAAGGCAAUGAGCAGGAGUCUAUGGCCAGACUAAAGAAACUCAUGACAAUAAUGGAUAGUAUGAAUGAUCAGGAACUCGACAACAAAGAUGGUGCUAAGCUCUUCAGUAAGCAACCUAACCGCAUCCAGCGUGUGGCCCGUGGAUCCGGAGUGGCUACUAGAGAUGUACAGGAGUUACUCACCCAGUACACAAAGUUUGCCCAGAUGGUCAAGAAGAUGGGAGGCAUUAAAGGCUUGUUUAAAGGAGGGGACAUGUCCAAGAAUGUCAACCCAUCACAGAUGGCGAAAUUGAACCAGCAGAUGGCUAAAAUGAUGGAUCCCAGAGUGCUUCACCACAUGGGUGGCAUGGCCGGACUUCAGUCCAUGAUGAGACAGUUUCAGCAGGGAGCUGCUGGCAACAUGAAAGGAAUGAUGGGAUUUAACAACAUGUAAACCUCUGAGCCUGCAAACAGAGGAUACAAAACUAUCUGAUGGUUUUAGCAAACAAAACCUGGGCAUAUGAAAAUGGGUUGAAUAAUAUGUCUUGCCACAUACGAAGUAAUUUCAUUUAAUUCUUUAAAAGUUGUAAAACAUUAAAGGCUCAUUUACAUGUAAAGCCCAGUGUUUCUGAAGCAGAAUUUACAAUGGAGACUGUAAGGAGAAAUUUGCUUCCUGAGAUCAAUGUGAUGUUUAAAAUGUCUUGUGAUGUCAGAGAGUGUUCUGCUUGGCAACUAUACACCUUGACAUCUGAGUACUUCCCUGUAUUGCCGGGUAUAUUGGCAACUGACAUCUUUCACCAUUUCUAAACUGGAAAUAAAGAUUGGAAUAAAAAUAUAAAGGAUAAAGAAUAAAGAUUGAAUGAUUUUACAAUAAUUAUGAUGAUCUUAAUAGCACAAGAUCUUCAUAUUUAGAAAUUGUUAUUAUUGUAUAAUUGUCUGUUUUUGAUUUAUUUUUGUUUGCCAAAGUGCUGGCUUUGUAUCCAAGAUAAAUACAGUAGCUGCAAAGUAGUGUGUGGCAAUAUUUUGUCAUAAUGUUAUAAUAAAAUUUAUAUGGCAACAUUUUAACAACACUUGUAUUUUAUUAU